Molecule: messenger RNA, 520 nt
Organism: Moneuplotes crassus
Lineage: Eukaryota; Ciliophora; Spirotrichea; Euplotida; Euplotidae
Source: the annotation of a GenBank genome assembly
AUGAAGUUUUUGAAUUAUUUAGGUAAGCAAUUAUUAAUGGUCGAUAUUUUAAUACUUUAUGAAGGCUUCUCAAUAUCAGCCACAGUUAGCUCUCUAGGGUCGGGAUUUUCGUUUCUUUGAUGCGGUAUUUCUCUAGUCUCAGGCUCAUCUUCUUGGUCUGAGUCUAUAUUGUACAAGUCUCUUAUUUGUAUAGCCUUCCGUAGCAAGUUUCUAAUAUCGCUUUGUAGUCCUUUAAAUUCUUGUCUGUUGUAUGAAGAAUGCUUUUUAGCUUCCAUAGCUUUUACUUUUCAUAUACCCAAAGAGCUAUUUUCGUUAUCUUCAUUUUUCAUGGUCAUCGAUCAUGAUACCACUCUUUGGAAAUAUUCCUUCUUCUUCUGAAAAGGCGUGCUAGAUAUUACAUUGUCCAAAUGUAAGGAGCUGAUUCUUCUUGGGACAAGUGCUCCUUCAUCUAGAAUCUCUUGAGAGAGAUUUUCAUCUUCAAUACUACUGGGAUUCAUUUUAUAUUAAACUCUAUUAUUUU